Molecule: messenger RNA, 1481 nt
Organism: Phycodurus eques (leafy seadragon)
Lineage: Eukaryota; Metazoa; Chordata; Actinopteri; Syngnathiformes; Syngnathidae
Gene: dcps
Product: decapping enzyme, scavenger
Exons: 6
Coding region: 210-1229 (339 amino acids)
Biological process (GO): deadenylation-dependent decapping of nuclear-transcribed mRNA
Cellular component (GO): P-body; nucleus
Molecular function (GO): hydrolase activity; RNA 7-methylguanosine cap binding
Source: RefSeq, a predicted model, not a curated record
UACUUUGCCCAAAAUUUACCGCAAUUCACUUAAAGGGCAAACCACAGUCUGAGGAUAACGCAGGGCAACGCGGCUUCUGUAAACCAUGUGACAUGAAGUUAACCAAUAGGGAGCAGUUCGGUGAGUUCAAAGUGUGCAGACUUUCCUUUCCUCUGUUUUGAUUGUGGAUGCCGAGUGAAUUAUCUUGACUUCUAAACGAUCUUUGGGCAAUGUUGAGGAAGAGGCGUCAAACAAACAUGGCCGCCGUUUCAACUAAACGUGAAAGUAAUCGCGAGGCAUCGGAUGAAUUGUCUCCAAAAAACAAAAAGACAAAGACGGAUCAUGAAAAUAGUCAAGGAGAGAAUGGAAAGGAGUCUGAAGAAAAUGUCCUCUCUGGCUUUCAAACCACGACCGUGUUGAGUGAUUCUACCAGGGAGAAAACCAUCUUUGUCCACGGAAAGCUUGACGACCAGAAUGCUGUGGUCAUCCUGGAGAAGACUCCCAUCACAGAAGACGCUCUGGCUGAAAUAUUCACUGCUUCGACCCUGAAGCUAGAUAUGAGGAAUGACAUCUAUAGCACCUACCGUCUCCAGGCUCCACCUCACCUUAAUGAGCUCAAGGCAACCGUGGUAUUUCCUGCCACUGAGAAGCAUGUGAAGAAAUACCAGCGUCAGGAAAGCUUCCUGGUGGAGGAGACGGCGGAUGACUACCAGUCCAUCACUCUUCCCUUCAUCCAGAAGCAAAGUUUUAGUGUGCAGUGGGUAUACAACAUAUUGGAGAAGAAGGCAGAGUCUGAGCGGAUAGUGUUUGAAGAUCCAGACCCAAAGCUUGGUUUUGUGCUCCUCCCGGAUUUCAAAUGGGACCAGAAACAGCUGGAUAAUUUGUACCUGAUCGCCAUUACACAUCAGAGAAACCUCAAAAGUCUGAGGGACCUGACAUCAGAGCAUUUACCGCUCCUUCAAAACAUUUUCCAGAAAGGAAAGGACGCCAUCUUGCAACACUACAGCCUCCCAGCCAGCAAGUUGAGAGUCUACUUGCACUACCAGCCGUCUUACUACCACCUUCACGUCCACUUCACCAAGCUUGGCUACGAGGCGCCAGGCUGCGGUGUGGAGCGUGCCCACCUCCUUAUAGACGUCAUCCAGAACCUCCAGUCUGACCCACACUACUAUAAAACCAGGACCCUCUCCUUCCCACUGCGGGCAGAUGAUGGACUGCUCAGUCAGUUCAAGGAAGCUGGAAAAUUAUAAGCUUAUGACAAGGUGUUUUUCAGUCUGUUUUUAAUACAUUGAUUUGUAUUCAUUUUUAAAUUAUUAUUUUUUUUUUUAAAUUGUGAGACUGAAUCCAGACACUUUUCAGCAGUACUGAUUCAAAAAUGUUAGCUCGCAGGUGAGCAUGUACCGUUUAACUGCAAAACAUUUUUAUGUAAAAUUUUUUGGGGGGGGGGGAUUUAUCUUUUGUAACAACAGAAAUCAUUGAAUAAAUGGCUUCUGUGCCUCUUU